AGUACACAAGCACAAUGCCGUCACUUUGGCCAUACCUACAAAAGGUGGAUCAGUCAGUAAGCACAAGAUUUCUCGGCUUAAUAAUUGCUGGCUUUCAGGCUGGACAGGUGACUGGUUUAGUUAUCUUUAGUGCUUGGUCCAAUGCCCGUGGUGCCAUUCAACCUCUACUGGCAAGCCUCCUACUUAGGUUCUUUGGGGACUGUUUGUAUGCUUUUGCCGAAGGGUUUCCUAAAAACAGUGGACUUGUGAUGAUUCUGAUUGCAAGAGUUAUUUGUGGAAUAUCAAGAGGAGAUGUUGCUGUAUGCCGUGCUGUUGUGGCACAAUCAACAACAACGGAAGAAAAGAGGAGAGGUUUCGCCACACUUUUUACAAUUUAUGCCCUUGGUUUUGCCGUUGGCCCAGGUUUACAAGCCUUGCUUGCAGUGGUUGUUGGCAAUGGAAUUCAUACCUCGUUUGUAAACAUUGACAUGUUGAAUGCUCCCGGCUGUGUUGGAAUAUUCAUGCAAGCUGUUUGUGCUAUUUCAUUGUUGAUAUGGUUUAGAGAACCUAAAAAAGUUGGAUAUGACAAUGUAGGAAGUUCAAAGAAAUUGCAAAAGCCGGACAACUUUGCCCUCUUGAUAAUCUCAUUGACUUACUUUGUCAUGUAUAUGGUAUUUUCAUCAAUAGAAACGUUCACUGCUCCACUAAUGAAAAGUGAGCUGGCGCUUACGAAGUCAGAAGCUGUUUUCUAUGCUGGCCUGUUGCUGUCUUCCGUUGGACCAAUUGCACUUUUUUCGCUAUCUUUAAUAAGAUGCACUUCAAACCGGCUUGCCGAGAGAAGCAUAAUGUUGCUAGGGUGCACAAUUUCAUUGCUAGGGUUUAUCAUAUUUUUACCCUGGGGAAACACACAUCCAACUCUACAAACAACAGAACAAACAAAACUUGGGAAUGUGAUGAAAACAAUAUGGAAAGCAGGGUGUCCGCCAAAGUUCCAGUGGUGCAAAAAUGCCCCUAAAAUACACCUCGCGCAAUUCGUAGUUGCAGAAUUGAUAAUUAUUGUUGGCUUCACGUUGUCAUUUCUAAUAAUAAAUGGGUUGUAUUCGAAAGUUAUUGGCCCAAGAAAGCAGAGCUUCUACAGUGCAAUUAUAUCUGGCUCUUCAUGUGUUUCGGGAAUCGUAACACCAUUGGUGAUGACAUGCAUCUAUGAAACCUACGGACCAAGAUACGUCUUCAUCACAAUAGCCGCUAUUGUGGCAGCUUGCAUCGUCAUUGUUAGCUACUUCUUCAACAGAUUAGUGCCUUUUGAAGAAUAUGCCGAAUGUAAACUAGGAUUAAACAAAGGCAAAAAUGAACUACUUUGAUCGUGAUUCGUCUUUUACUCUCGUGUCCGUAAUAAAAUUAUUAACCUCAUGUAUUAAGAACUUGCAAGUUGUAUACAACGAAGUACUUCCUAGUAAACAGAAUUGCUUCGAGAACAAAAAGAGAAAGUGAAGACAUUUUUAAGAACUGAAUACUCCUAUUUCAUAGUUAUUUUAUAUAAACGUUUUGCUAUUUUAAGAAACCAGUUCAUUGUUUUUAUUCAUUCUGUUUUCAAGUUUAAAGGGCUGGUAGGAAUUAAGCCCAUUUAGUAUAAUUUGGUAAAUUUUUCCAAACCCCCCUUAUUUAAGACGUUAGGCGCUUUUUUAUUGGGAUUUUGGAAAAAAUCAACCAACUCGAAUUUCCUGCUCCCCGUCUAUUCUGUAUACAGGAGAAUGCCAUCUGACUUUUCUGAAGGAAAAGAAAAUUCAUUUAACCACUAAGACAAAAGUCGUGACUCCAAUGUAUAUGUCCCCAAGAUAGGGUAUGUCCUAUACUAGCACUGUCAUGGCUCCAAAGCUCCCCAGAAAAGAUAUGUUCUUAAAAGAAUUGAAUCGUUAAUCGAGCAUUUUUAAAAGAAAUGCAGUCAAACAAUUUUAUAAAAAGAAACAUUGAGGGUAUGGCAUACCUGAUAAUAAGUUUUAUUAGGCAAUUUAAGAAAUAAAAAGAUUCAAGUUUUUCAAGUUUUAUUCUAAACAUGUGUGAACCGGCGGCCUUUCGGUAUAUAAACAGCGCCAAAUGUUGAAUCAUUGAUGAGAAAAAAAAAGAAAAAAUUUAAGAAAUCGUCAUUAGUGACAAAGCUUCGCUGGUUUAGUCACAAUAUAUAGUUCAAUUAUAAUGGAUCUUUUUGAUUAGCAGCAUGUAUAACUUUAAUAUGAAAAUGCAGUUUUCUAAAUUUAAGGGUAUUUUACAUAUGGUGUUAAAUUAUGAUAUAAAUGACUUUGUUAACAUGAGAGCCA
Rhopilema esculentum is the source of this 2294-nucleotide messenger RNA. NCBI's taxonomy places the organism in Eukaryota, Metazoa, Cnidaria, Scyphozoa, Rhizostomeae, Rhizostomatidae. The record is from RefSeq and is a predicted model, not a curated record.